Molecule: messenger RNA, 3060 nt
Organism: Populus nigra (black poplar)
Lineage: Eukaryota; Viridiplantae; Streptophyta; Magnoliopsida; Malpighiales; Salicaceae
Exons: 16
Coding region: 298-2763 (821 amino acids)
Source: RefSeq, a predicted model, not a curated record
CCUCGUUUCCCAUCAACCCCCCCCUCUCUCUCCCCAUCACUUGUUCACUACUGACACUCCAAGCCCUCUCAAAACCCUAAAAAAAAUAAUUCCCAAAUCCUAAUUUUUUCACUUAGACCACUCCUCAGUUUGUUUUUUCACUCAAGGAAAUUUCUUGUUCUUCUCUCUCAUUUCAAUUCCUCUUUUACAAAAUUUUGUAAUUCUAGGUUUUUUUUUUAAUUAUUUUUUGAAAUUAGGGUUUUUUCAUUGUUGGGUUACGUGCACGAAUUGGAGAGGUAUCAGUGAUUUGUUGAGUAAAUGGAGGCGACGGCCGGAGUAGCGGCAGCCUCACGAGGUGGUUCGUUGUCGAGGAAGGAGUGGCGAGCGGUUACGGAGCAGCAGCACCGGAAUGGUGGUGGUGGAGAUGAGAACUUGGAACAGUCAAAGCUGGGGCAAUCAGAUGAGAGAACAAUAUAUGAGGUGCAGCAUGGAAGAGGGCCUGCUGAUGUGGACUUUUGUUCGAUCACAGUGGAUGAGGGUUUAGAUGAUGACAUUUUGCAGCAGCGAAUUCACAGCAUUACUAGACAAAGAGAAGAGUUGCAGCAGCUGGAGACUGAGCUCAGAGCUCAAUUGAUUGCGAGGUCUGAGAUUAUGGAAAUGCAGAACAGAUUCCAUGCUCAAAUCCAAGAACAUGAAAAUGCUGCCGCAAAGCUUCAGGAACAACUGCAUGAAAGGGGACAGACCAUACAUGACUUGGACAGGAGAAUGGAAGAAAAAGACAGGGAACUGCAUGCUAUUAAAUUAGAUAAUGAAGCGGCCUGGGCUAAAGAGGAUCUUCUCAGAGAACAAAAUAAAGAACUAGCUACAUUCAGAAGAGAGCGUGAUCAUUCUGAAGCUGAAAGAGCACAGCAUAUACAGCAAUUGCGCGACCUUCAAGAACAUAUUCAAGACAAGGAAAGGCAGAUUCUGGAGUUGCAGGAACAGCAUAGGGCUGAUCAGGAGACCAUUUAUUUGAAGGAUGAACAAUUGAAAGUUUGGAUUGCACGUGUUCAGGAGAUGGAUGCCUUGCAAUCUAAUGCCAACCAUUCCUUACAAGCUGAAUUGAGAGAACGCACAGAACAGUACAAUCAGCUUUGGCUUGGUUGUCAAAGACAGUUUGCAGAGAUGGAGAGAAUUCAUAUGCAUACCAUACAACAACUUCAGUUGGAGCUAGCUGAUGCCAGAGGAAGGAGUGGAUCUUACACAGAUGAGUCACACCUAUCUCAAUCAAACCCAAAGGAUGUGUCAAGCUUUAGCCAGAACAAUGGAAGGCAACUAGAUGUAAAUGGAACUACUGCCUCCAAUGCUAAUAAUGGAGCAUUGCAAAAUGGGAAUGCAGAUAAUGCCCUGUCUUUUGCGUCAACUGUAAAUGUACCAAAUCAGACCAGCCAUGCUGCUGGUGUUCCAAUGGCUCCAACGUCCUUACUCGGGAUUCCAACCUACCUUCCACCUGGGCAGGUGGCUGCACUCCACCCGUUCAUUCUGCAUCAACAGGGGAUUCACCAUUCUAUGACAUCACAUGCUCCCCAAUCUCAUGCUGGGCAUUUUCACUCAAUACCAGCAGUGUCAUCUCUCCCACAGUGGCAGAAUCAACAGGCUGUAACAGAGAGUGCACAAUUAUCUACGCAGAAUCAACUUGCAUCAUCUCAAACUGAUCAUGAUCCUAUGAGGUCAGAUGUAAAGUAUGACUAUGAAAGGCCUGUUAACGGCCACAACUUCCAUCCAGACUAUCUAGAUGUUCAUAUCAGUCAAGGAGCAGAGCCUGAUCCUGUAAUCUUAUCAUCCACAGGGGAAUCACAGGUUCUGGAGUCGAUUGAUAGAAGUUACCUGGUCACUCCUCAACCUGAGCAGAGCCUGCAAGAGAUUUCUUCCCAAUUUAGUGAUGCCUUGAGAUUGAAUACUCUUGAACAGACUAUUGAAAUGAAGGAUCAAAAUGUUUUGAACUUCAAUAACCAGGGGCUAGAGGACCAAGCUUUGACAGAAGAGCAGGCUAGUUCUGCUGCCAGUGCAUCACUCUCUGAAACAUCUGUGCAUUCAGUUAAUGUCAGUGAAACCACAAUCAACAAUGGCACUGGUGCUGUAUCAUCUAAAGCAUUUAUCUCAUCUGACCAGACAAAUGUGGUCACCGGAGGAAAAACUUCAGACACUCCUCUCCUUGACGAACGAUCUCUCUUGGCUUGCAUAGUUCGCACUAUUCCAGCUGGUGGUAGAAUUCGGAUCAAUUCAACGCUACCAAAUAGACUUGGCAAGAUGCUUUCUCCUUUGCAUUGGCACGAUUACAAGAGAAAAUAUGGAAAGCUAGAUGACUUUGUGGGUGGUCACCCAGAAUUGUUUUUGAUUGAGGGUGACUAUAUCCAGCUUCGGGAAGGAGCUCAAGAAAUGAUAGCUGCUACAGCAGCUGUUGCUAAAGUUGCUGCUGCUGCUGCAGCAGCAGCAUCUCCUUACUCGUCAUUUUUGCCUUCUGUGGCAGUUACUCCCAUGGCACAAUCUCAUCGACUUAAGAAGGCUCCGUCAAUUGAAUCCAAAUCUUCAAAUGGUGUUAAUUUUGGGGUUGCUAAAGGCAUCUCCAAUGUUAAAAUUCUGAGCAUUUCGAAAGAUUCUCAUGAGCUGAAUAGGCAAGAUUUUGAUAGAUCAGGCGGAAGCAGUACUCAAAGCAAGGGCUCAAUUCAUGGGACAACUAACUCAAUUUAUUCUGGAAAACAGCAGAGCAGGACAACCGGGGCUGCAUUAACUUCUAGAAGAUAGUAUGGAGGCAGUGAUCAAUGUAUAAAUGAACUUAUGGAGUUAAUUGGUGUGCAGAUCGGGCAUAUAUGGGAGUGAUCUGCAGUAGAAUGGUGCUCUUGCUGUAACUGCCAGCCAUCUUUUGCUUCUUAUAGAAUCCACCAUGGACUUGGCUGAUUUUUUUUAAAAAUCCUUUCUAAUCUUAUGCUUUUGGAAAAACUGCUUUCUCUUUUAUGUGUGUUUAUGAUACCAAAGAUUACACAUUCAACUUUCUGCUUUGAUAUUCAUGCACACAAUUGCAUCUGUGCAUUUGAUAGCCUA